Molecule: messenger RNA, 2739 nt
Organism: Eufriesea mexicana
Lineage: Eukaryota; Metazoa; Arthropoda; Insecta; Hymenoptera; Apidae
Gene: ich
Product: zinc finger protein ichor
Exons: 1
Coding region: 1-2739 (912 amino acids)
Biological process (GO): cell fate commitment; regulation of transcription by RNA polymerase II
Cellular component (GO): nucleus; cytoplasm
Molecular function (GO): RNA polymerase II cis-regulatory region sequence-specific DNA binding; DNA-binding transcription factor activity
Source: RefSeq, a predicted model, not a curated record
AUGGGACCACGACGUAAUGUUAAUUCAAAAUUGCGAAAGAAAAAUACGUUUGUAGAAAAAUUACCUCGACUAGACGAAAUAGAACGGCUCGGUAGUCACUUGAGGCGAAUUCUCAUCGAGCCUCGUCUGACGCGUAACACACAGUCGAUUACAACAACGUCGAGAAACAACGAAUCGCGCUUGAAUGGGCCAAUCCUUUCCAAAAUCGAAAUUCAUGUUACAGGUCCCCGCGGCGCCGUUGGCGGUUGCAGCACCCCCGGCAGUAGAGUGGAUCCCUGGUGGAAUCCUGGUUCCCUCUUCCCCUCGACCCCUGGGCCCCCAAGGAUCGACGAGGGGGCACCGGAUAACGGUAGUGGUGGUUUUCAGUUCUGUAGUCCACCGAAUCGUAACGCGAAUAGUCCAUCGCAACAGUCUCAACAGCAGCAGCAUCAUUCGAAUCAACGGCACCAGUCGCAACAUCAGCCGAAUCAGUCAAACGCUGGCAGGAACGUUUGUACCAGCUACAGUAUCGCCCCGACCUCGUCCUCUUCGUGCUCGUCGUCGAGCCUCGGUCACGUGGAUACGGUAGCGCGAGGUGUCGAUGCCGUAGGUUCGCAUGCUAGCGUGUACGGCAUCGCCUCGUCGUCACCGGAACCCUCAGCGGCCAGCAACCUCAUCCUUUCCGCGCUCUUGACCACCACGUCCUUCACGGAAACCCAUAACCAGGCAUCGCGAGCUGGUGGCCCAGCGACUACCACGGGUCACAGCAACGCGUUACAAUCCACGACCACGACGUCCCUCAGCACCGCGAACGCGCGGAACGCCGGGACCAGCAAUAUCUCGUCGGCCGAUUCCUUAAACGGAAUCCUAUCGUCUCUAAACGUUCGGAUCAAGACGGAGGAAUAUCCGAAAAUACGUACGGAGGAACGAAGAGCGACAAACGCGACACUUUCAUCAGCGUCACCGUCGCUGUCUUCGUCCUCGACGUCCACCUUCAACGCCUCCCUGCUCAGUUCUCUGCUCUCCACUUCCCGCAUCUCGGCCGCUUCCUGCAGGAACGACAACGACGAGGACAUUCUCUCCAGGUCGUGCAUCAAGCUAGAGUAUCCGUCUGCGGAUACGCAGCAGCCGGGCCAGGAUCAGCAACAGGAGGAGCAAACCGCUGUGCGCGGCAUCAAAGUAGAAUAUCCCCUCAGCCAAUCGUCUCAAGACGUUCUGGACCCGGGCGAAGAAGAGGAAUUAACCGCCACGUCGCCGUACGACAUCAUAUCAGCCGGGAAUCCCAGGUGUCUGUCGAAACAGAGCGCUUGCUCCGGCAAAAGCCAAACGAGUUCCUUGGUGAAAGACGUGAUCGUGCCACCCUGUCCGGGCGGCGUGUCGCCAACCUCGGACAUAGUGAUCGAGAUGAAGUACGAAACGCAGUCCGGUCCGCCGACAGCGCCACCGCAUCUAACCUCGUCCGGGGUCGAACCGCCUCACAGUAGUCAAGGAACGGGCAUCGUCGUCGGCGGUUCUCCAGCGGAGGUCGUCGGCGUGGACAGUCUACUGCUGUCCCCAUGGGGAGCGACUGGGCCGGAUUUUCUCGAGCCUCCCGACGUGAAGCAAACGGCAGCUGGUCUGCAGGAUGCAUGGGAUACUCUUCUCCUCGGUUCGUCGGUCGGUGUUGCCUCUGCGCAAUCGUUGGCAGAGUUGAAACCCCUUCCACCCUUCACGGGAUACACCGGACAUUUGAGUAUUAACGGUAUACCUGGUCAUCACUAUCACACAAUAGCCUCGUCGGCGCAGAGGCCGUCGUUACCGUCCUCUUCGCCCACGUCUUCCUCGAAUCAGGAGUACUACGAGUCACCGGUGGUAUCCUCCAGCACACCGUGCCCGCAGGGUAGCCAGAAACAGCAGCAACAGCAGCAGCAGCAGCAACAGCACCAUCAGCAUCAGCAGCAGCAGCAACAGCAGCAGCAGCAACAGCAUCAUCAUCAUCAACAGCAGCAGCUGCCUCAGUCGACGCAACAGGUGGAUUACGACAUCGAGGAUAUAGCGGAGAUCAUUGGUUCCGCGAUAGCCGACACGACAGUUCCUGGCGGUGGUAAUGGAGCAGGCUCGGAACACGAUCCGGACGCGUCUCGCGACUGGAUCGACAUCGCCGAAUGGAUCGACACCGCGUGCUCGCCGAAAGCUCAAGAGACCACGUCGCCCAGUCCGUACCCGCAGAUAUACGCGACAGCGACGCCCUCGACACAGGCGCAACAGCACGGCUCGACGUUGCAGAGUCUGUUGACGCACGGGUACGCGCCUCUGAUCAACGCCAGGUUACAAUCCGCGAACGCUGGCUUGCAGAAUGCGUCCUGCGGAGAGACACCGUCGUCGACGAGUCCUUAUCCACCUGUCAGCCCACCUGGCAGGGUUUCGACCUCGUGCAGCCCUGAUCAUCUGCUGCACUCGUCUUUCGCCGCACCCUCGCAUCCCAGGAAGAGGUCACGGCCUACCCCAGGCUCGCAGAAUCCGUCGAAGAAGAGUCCGGGUACAGGGGCGACGGCGUUACCCUAUGGGACCGAGUCCGGCCUGAUAGGUGGCAAGGAGAAGCCCGUGCACAGGUGUUCCAUCUGCAACAGAGGAUUUUUGAACAAGAGUAACAUCAAGGUGCAUCUGAGAACUCACACGGGUGAAAAGCCGUUCAGGUGCGAAGUGUGCGGCAAAGCCUUCAGACAGAAGGCGCAUCUCAUCAAACACCAACAGAUUCAUAAGAGGAUCGGUAGGGAUUAG